CGCACAACCGAGCCGAGGGUGGGGUCACGAACUCUGACCCCCACCCCCAAACACGCAAACCCAGAAAGCUCCCCUGUACCCUAGACCUCGGCUCCCCCUCGCCUUCAGCUCUCUCCAGCCCAGCGGCCGCCGCGGAGAUAUUUUGACAGUUAGGUCAUGGCGACCAUAGAAGAAAUUGCACAUCAAAUUAUUGAACAACAGAUGGGUGAGAUUGUUACAGAUCAGACUGGACAGAAAAUCCAGCUCGUGACAGCACUUGACCAUGGCACACAGGGCAAGCAGUUCAUCCUGGCAAGUCAUGAGGGCUCCACCCCAGGGAGAGUUUUCCUCACAGCUCCAGACGCAGCGGGUGUCAACCAGGUGUUUUUUACAACUCCUGAUCUGUCUGCAUCACACCUCCAGCUCUUAACAGAAAAUUCUCCUGACCAGGGACCAAAUAAAGUUUUUGAUCUUUGUGUAGUAUGUGGAGACAAAGCAUCAGGACGUCAUUAUGGAGCAAUAACUUGUGAAGGCUGCAAAGGUUUUUUUAAAAGAAGCAUCCGAAAAAAUCUAGUAUAUUCGUGUCGAGGAUCAAAAGACUGUAUUAUUAAUAAACACCACCGAAACCGCUGUCAGUACUGCAGGUUACAGAGAUGCAUUGCGUUUGGAAUGAAACAAGACUCUGUUCAGUGUGAAAGAAAACCCAUUGAAAUAUCCCGAGAAAAAUCUUCCAGCUGUGCAGCUUCAACAGAAAAAAUCUACAUCCGCAAAGACCUCCGAAGCCCGCUGGCUGCGACACCGACCUUUGUCACAGACAGCGAGACCGCCAGGUCAUCUGGACUGCUGGAUUCAGGAAUGUUCGUGAAUAUUCAUCAGUCUGGAAUAAAAACAGAAUCAGCUAUGCUAAUGACACCAGAUAAGGCUGAAGCGCGUCAGGGAGACCUAAGCACACUGGCCAGCGUCGUCACAUCGUUAGCAAACCUCGGCAAAGCUAAAGACCUUUCUCACAGCAGGAGUGAGAUGCCCGUAGUGGAGAGCUUACGCAACGGUGCUACGUCAUUCUGUGCAUUUCAUCAAGACACUCAGACUAAUAGUGAUGUUUCAAGGGCCUUUGACACUCUUGCGAAAGCUCUGACCCCUGGGGGAAGCACAGCCUGUCAGAGCUCUGUAGAGGCCAUGGAUGGGAGCAUGCAUCUAAUCACCGGCGAGGCGAGCUGCAUGGAGAGAGAAGGGCCGCUUCUCAGCGAUUCACAUGUAGUCUUCAGGCUCACCAUGCCUUCUCCUGUGCCCGAGUACCUGAAUGUGCACUACAUUGGGGAGUCGGCCUCCAGACUGCUGUUCUUAUCGAUGCAUUGGGCACUUUCCAUCCCUUCUUUCCAGGCACUAGGGCAAGAAAACAGCAUAUCAUUGGUCAAAGCGUACUGGAAUGAGCUCUUCACCCUUGGUCUUGCCCAGUGCUGGCAAGUGAUGAAUGUAGCAACCAUAUUAGCAACGUUUGUCAAUUGUCUUCACAGUAGCCUCCAGCAAGAUAAAAUGUCAUCGGAGAGGAGAAAGUCGCUGAUGGAGCACAUUUUCAAGUUGCAGGAGUUUUGUAACAGCAUGGUUAAGCUCUGCAUCGAUGGAUAUGAGUACGCCUACCUGAAGGCGAUAGUACUCUUCAGUCCAGAUCACCCAGGCCUGGAGAACAUGGAGCUGAUUGAGAAAUUUCAGGAAAAGGCUUAUGUGGAAUUCCAGGAUUAUAUUACCAGGACAUAUCCAGAUGACACCUACAGGCUGUCUAGAUUACUUCUCAGACUGCCGGCCUUGAGACUGAUGAGCGCCACCAUCACUGAAGAAUUGUUUUUCAAAGGACUCAUCGGAAACGUACGAAUCGACAGCGUCAUCCCACACAUUUUAAAAAUGGAGCCUGCAGAUUACAACUCUCAAAUAAUUGGUCACAGCCUUUGAAAGCUGGGGUCACAUUGCUAUGAACCAAGUUUACUGUUCCUUCUUGGGACACAAGAAACCAAAUUGAACUGUUGCUUCCAGGGCCUCUGCAAAUAGUAAACUGCAAAGAGUAACCAAAACGGAAAGUAUUUUUUUCUUUUGGAUUCCUUUAGAAGGAAUUUGAGUGGCCAGUCAGGGGUCAGGAAUUAGACCGUCUGUCCUAUGGGAAUAAAUAAGAAACGGUGAGGGUCUACUCUUGGUGAAGAUGACGCCUGAGAUGGUCUCCUCCUGGCCAUCUACACUAAGCUUUCUCCUUCUGUUUUAUAAAACAAAUAAACUAGUCUUUUUCCCCGCUGAAUUGUGUUCUCUUCCUGUUUAAUUCCCAUUGAGCCAGCAUACCAUCAUGAUGAGAUUCCUAAGAAGGAGCCCCUUGCAUCUUAUUCCUCCAUAACGUAAUCACUUUAGUUACCAGGUCCAAAGAUUAGUUUAUGCUCAAUUAGAUAAUGAUAAUAUUAGAACUAUGGGAACUAAGAAAUGAAUAUAUAUUUUUGGCUUUUAUAAAUAUCAUGGUGCCCUUUAGCAUAUAACACUCUCAUUGCUGGCAAUGAGACAUAAGCCAUUGGUAAUUUUCUUAGUGUUGUAUAUUAUUACUUAUGAGCACUUUUACUCAUUGUGGUAGAAAAUUAGUCUUGAAAAUAAGAUGGGGAGCUUGUUUUAAAUUUUUAGGUUUUCUGUGUUUUAAACACAAUAGAGACUGAACCUGGAAUGUGUUAGUAUUUUAGAAUGGUUAUUAACAUAGUUGUUUUUCCAUUCCACAGAAAGCACCUGACUUCUAGUCAGAUUGGGGGUGCAGCUUCUUCACCCUACCCUGAACUUUAGCCAUUCUUAUUAGGUCACUUAAAAAGACUCACCCAGUUUGUUAAGUAAUGCAGUUAUCAAAGCCAGUAUGGUUCCCAGGUGAGUUAAAUGAUUAACACAAUUGAUAAUUUGUAAAAGUAAAAGGAUAUGCGCUAAUUUUUUUCACUGGAAUGUAGAAGAAGGCUGCUACAACAACCUGAGGUUUCAUUAUUUGCUACAACAAAAGCAUUUAGACUCCUCUGUCUUCCACAUCAAUAUGACAGGCAAUCAGUAUUUCUUUGCUCUGUUUUCAUAAUGAAUACUUUUGGUAAAUCUGUUCAUCUCUUUGUUGAUAUUCUCUCUCCUUUCCCCACUCUCUGUCUAUCUCACUAUCUCUCCUCUCCCCCUCUUCCCUUCCUCUUGACCUCCCUCCUUCCCUUCUUCCCUCCCUUUCCCAUCUCUGUUUCAGUUUUUUAAGACAGGAUUUUGCUACCUAGCCCAGACUGGACUCAAAUUUGUAAUAAUCUUUCUGUCUCCAGCUCCCCAUUGCUGGGAUUAUAGACGUAUACCAUAUACUGAUAUUUGUUUAUUUUUUAAAACACAAAUGUAGAGAUUUUAUCGCAGUCAGAGUACAUUCUUUUAAUAAAGAUAUUUGCUGAAUUUUUCUAUGGUGAUGGAUUUUACUACUAAUAAUAGUAGCAAAAAGUUUAAAAGUAUAAUCUUGCAAAUUUUGCCAACUUAAUACAAGGGCUUUAUUUAUACCCUGUUCAAUUUUGUCAACAGCUUUAUUUAUAAUAAGCUGCCGGGGGAAACUACAUAGAGCAUAAAAUGCUCAAAUGGAAUAUUUCAGUAGGGCAUCUGUAACCUGUAGAUGACAAUGUCAUAUCACAAUGUCAAAAUAUUGGUCCCCUCUGAUACUUUUAUCUUUUCAUGGUAAUAAGCCAAGGAUUCAGAAACAUAAUCCUUUAAAGUGGUGUACUAAUGGUUAAGAUAUUUCUUUGGAAUAUUUUUUUCUGGUUAAAUUUGUAGUUAUAUUGGGAAAUGUUUUUGAAACUGUAUUAAAAUGUGACUUGCAUUAUAAUUUUCUA
Molecule: messenger RNA, 3830 nt
Organism: Meriones unguiculatus (Mongolian gerbil)
Lineage: Eukaryota; Metazoa; Chordata; Mammalia; Rodentia; Muridae
Gene: Nr2c1
Product: nuclear receptor subfamily 2 group C member 1
Exons: 14
Coding region: 157-1926 (589 amino acids)
Biological process (GO): cell differentiation; anatomical structure development; negative regulation of transcription by RNA polymerase II
Molecular function (GO): nuclear receptor activity; RNA polymerase II cis-regulatory region sequence-specific DNA binding; zinc ion binding
Source: RefSeq, a predicted model, not a curated record